Molecule: messenger RNA, 2645 nt
Organism: Dermatophagoides farinae (American house dust mite)
Lineage: Eukaryota; Metazoa; Arthropoda; Arachnida; Sarcoptiformes; Pyroglyphidae
Product: hemocyte protein-glutamine gamma-glutamyltransferase
Biological process (GO): peptide cross-linking
Molecular function (GO): protein-glutamine gamma-glutamyltransferase activity
Source: RefSeq, a predicted model, not a curated record
UGUGUUAAUAUCGACAACAACAUGGUCACCGCCAUCAUUUGAAAUAAAAAUCAACAAUAAAACCAUAUUUCAUAUGUUAAUCAUAUUGAUAAUAUUGUCAAUAAUUCCAUAUCCGAGUCAAUCAUUACGUGUGCCAUACCGUUAUCCACAUUAUCCAUUGUUUCAUAAAGAGUUUCUACAAGGAUCUACAGGUCCACUGCCAAACGAUGUGAUCGGUGUAGAAUUAUUUCAACGUGACAAUGCUAAAGAACAUCGAACAUAUAAAUAUGAAUUGUUGGAGAAAAAGAAUCCAGCAUUAGUUAUAAGACGUGGUGAUCCGUUUUAUUUGGCCAUACAGCUACGAAAUGUUUAUGAUCAAGAUAAUAAUAAGAUAAGGCUGGAAUUUUUAUUCGGUAAUAAUCCACAGGUUGGCAAAGGUACAUUAGUAUAUCUUCCAAUCACACAGAAUAGAGAUUUUACUAAAGAUCCAAAAAAAUGGGAUGCACGAAUUAGAAAUAUUGAUGGCAAUCGUCUUACAUUACAAGUACGAAUACCGGCCAAUACAGCUGUAGGUAUUUGGCGUUUACGUAUUUCAACAAAACCACAAGGUUCAAGAAAUAUUAAAACAUUUGAAGUUCAUAAUAAAAUAUUUUUGUUAUUCAAUCCAUGGAAUAGAGAUGACACUGUAUAUUUAUCUGAUGAAGUUCGUCGUCAAGAAUAUGUACUCAAUGAUAUCGGUAAGAUUUACAUUGGUUCACAUUCAAAACCAAAAGGACGACAAUGGGUUUAUGGUCAGUUCGAAGAAUCUGUGCUUCCUGCUGCUGUAUUUUUGUUGGAUAAAUCUCGUCUCGAUUAUUCAGCUCGUGCCAAUCCGGCUAAAGUUGUACGUGCCGUGGCUGCACUAGUCAAUAGUCACGAUGAUAAUGGCCUAUUAGUUGGCAAUUGGUCUGGAAAUUAUCAUGAUGGUAAUGCACCAUGGCAAUGGACUGGUAGUGCGCCAAUUUUUGAACAAUAUCUUCGUUCAAAUGGUGAACCAAUUAAAUUCGGUCAAUGUUGGGUGUUUGCUGGUUCAACAACAACAAUGUCUCGUACAUUGGGCAUACCUGCACGAACAAUCACUAAUUUUGUUUCAGCUCAUGAUACUGAUGAUAGUUUAACUGUGGACAAAUUUUUCAGUAAAACCGGUGAACCUAUUUCUGAUGUUAAUUCAGAUUCAAUUUGGAAUUUUCAUGUAUGGACAGAUGUAUGGAUGUCAAGACCUGAUUUACCACCUGGAUAUGGUGGUUGGCAGGUGAUUGAUGCAACACCACAAGAAUCCAGUGAUGCUAGUGGCCUUUAUCAAAUGGGACCAGCAUCUGUGGAAGCAAUAAAACGAGGUGAAGUUGGCUUACCAUAUGAUGUGGCAUUUGUUUUUGCCGAAGUCAAUUCCGAUGUAGUACAUUGGCAAUUGGAUGAAUCAAGUGAACUUGGAUGGAAAAAAAUCAAAACAAACCGAUAUCAUGUUGGCCGAAAAUUAUUCACUAAAAGGGCAGGUGUGGAAGCCGAAUAUAAUGGCAUAAACGAUGCUGAAGACAUUACCGAUAUUUAUAAAUUCAAAGAAGGCACAGAAGAAGAACGUAUGGCCGUAUUGAAUGCGGCUAGAGGUGCUGGCUUGUCUUUUCUAUUUGAAAUCCCUGCACCCGGUAAAGAAGAGGUCGAAUUUGAUUUGUUAGACAUCGAAAAAGUGGUCGUUGGCAAUCCUUUCUACAUACAAGUUGAAAUGGCCAAUCGUGUUGGAAGUCAACGAACGAUCACAUUAUCAUUGAACGCUAAUAGCUUUUUCCCGAACGGCAUAUUGGCUAAAAAGAUUAAAAAUGAACGACACAUUGUCCGCUUAAAACCAUAUCAAAAGGAAGUAUUAAGAGUUCGCGUGAAUCCCGAAGAAUAUCUAGAUAAUCUUGUUGAUUAUUCAUUGAUAAAAGUUUAUGCUGUCGCUACAGUGAAAGAAACACAACAAACAUGGUCCGAAGAAGAUGAUUUCUCCAUUGAAAAACCUCAUAUGGAAUUAUAUACUCGAGGAUUUAUUGAAGUUGGACGUGAAUUUACAUUAGAAAUUCGUUUAACUAAUCCAAUACGUCGAGUGCUUGAAGAUUGUUGGUUCUCUGUGGAAGGACCUGGAUUAAAUAGACAGAUGAGAAUCAAUUCUAGAAAUAUAAUGCCAGGUGAAACGAUUACGAAUACGAUACGAUUAGUACCGGAUCGUCCUGGAUCACGAACCAUUGUCGUCGUAUUCCAUUCAAGACAAUUGGCCGAUGUUGUUGGCAGUAAAAAUAUUCUUGUUCGUGGAUAAUUUUAAAUUUUUGUUGUCCAUCACCCAACAAAACACACAUAUCGAUUAUCGACAUUUAAUUAUCGAAACUUAGAUUUUUUUCACAAUUUUCAACAUAUGACGACCCCUUUUUUUCAAUCAACGAAGAUAUUUAUUUGUUUGAUGAUGAUGAUGAUGAUGAUGUGGUGAUUUUCAUUAUCCAUAAACAAAUCAUUCGAUUUUUCUUUUUAUUAUUCCCUAGGCUUAAUAACCAAAUUACUUUUAUACGAAACGAUCAAUUAUCUUAUUCCAUUCAUUUUGUUUUUCCAAUAUCAAUUUUUGCAUACGCACAUACACACACACACACACACAAGAAACA